CUUGGCCUCUCCUGGACUCCCUUUGGACUUGGGACCUAGGCACGUGCCCACCAUGCCUGUGGUUGGUGUUCUCCUCUGGGCCACCCUGCUGACUCUGGGCUGGCGGGCCACCCACGCCAAGGACUACCUCUUUGCCACUCCGAGAGUGCAGCUUUCCUUCAAAGAGCUGAAGGCCACGGGCACAGCACACUUCUUCAACUUCCUGCUCAACUCCAGUGACUACCGUAUCCUGCUCAAGGACGAGGACCACGACCGCAUGUACGUGGGCAGCAAGGAUUACGUCCUCUCGCUGGACCUGCACGACAUCAACCGCGAGCCCCUCAUCAUCCAUUGGCCUGCUUCCCAGCAGAGGAUUGAGGAGUGCAUCCUGUCGGGCAAGAACAGCAAUGGGGAGUGUGGCAACUUCAUCCGCCUGAUCCAGCCCUGGAACCGAACCCACCUCUACGUAUGUGGCACUGGCGCCUACAAUCCCAUCUGUGCCUUUGUCAACCGUGGGCGCAAAGCACAGGGAUUUCCGCCGAGCCAGCCCGUCCAGCCGGGAGGCCGGGAAAGCAGAUCAGCCGACGGCCCCCUCAGCCCGAGACCAGCGGAAAGCAAGGAUUACAUCUUCUACCUGGAGCCAGACAAGCUGGAGUCAGGCAAGGGAAAAUGCUCCUAUGACCCCAAAGUAGACACCGUCUCUGCAUUAAUAAAUGAAGAGCUCUAUGCCGGUGUCUAUAUCGACUUCAUGGGCACUGAUGCAGCCAUCUUCCGCACCAUGGGCAAGCAGACGGCCAUGAGGACGGACCAGUACAAUUCACGCUGGCUAAAUGACCCAGCGUUCGUCCAUGCCCAGCUCAUCCCCGACAGUGGCGAGAGGAAUGAUGACAAACUCUACUUUUUCUUCCGGGAAAAAUCGGCUGAUGCCCUGCAGAGUCCAGGUGUCUACUCCCGCAUCGGGCGCAUUUGCCUGAAUGAUGAUGGGGGCCACUGCUGCCUGGUGAACAAGUGGAGCACAUUUCUGAAGGCCCGACUUGUCUGCUCUGUGCCGGGACCUGAUGGGAUUGAAACACACUUUGAUGAGCUCCAGGACGUCUUCAUCCAGCAGACACAGGAUACCAAGAAUCCCGUCAUCUACGCUGUGUUCUCUGCUUCAGGAUCCGUGUUCAAAGGCUCCGCUGUGUGUGUCUACUCCAUGGCCGACAUCCGCAUGGUGUUCAAUGGGCCCUUUGCACACAAGGAGGGCCCCAACUACCAGUGGAUGCCCUACACAGGCAAAAUGCCCUAUCCCCGGCCAGGCACCUGCCCCGGGGGGACCUUUACACCAUCCAUGAAGUCAACCAAGGAUUAUCCUGAUGAGGUGAUUAACUUCAUGCGUGCGCAUCCGCUGAUGUACCACGCCGUGUACCCAACCCACCGCCAACCACUGGUUGUGCGCAGCAACGUCAACUAUCGCUUCACCACCAUCGCCGUUGACCAGGUGGAUGCGGCAGAUGGGCGCUAUGAGGUGCUUUUCCUGGGCACAGAUCGAGGCACUGUGCAGAAGGUCAUAGUGCUGCCCCGGGAUGACAUGGAGACUGAGGAGUUGAUGCUGGAGGAGAUCGAGGUGUUCAAGGUACCGGCACCCAUCAAGACGAUGACCAUCUCUUCCAAGAGGCAACAGCUUUACGUGUCCUCAGCUGUAGGGGUGACCCACCUGGCCCUGCACCGGUGUGAUGUGUACGGGGAAGCCUGUGCUGACUGCUGCCUGGCCCGAGACCCCUACUGUGCCUGGGAUGGCAAGGCUUGCACCCGUUACUCCGCAUCUUCCAAGAGACGGAGCAGGCGGCAGGACAUCCGGCACGGCAACCCCAUCCGCCAGUGCCGAGGCUACAACUCCAACGGUGAGCAAGUACCAUGGGGCUGA
This is a messenger RNA of Struthio camelus australis, 1885 nucleotides long. Lineage: Eukaryota; Metazoa; Chordata; Aves; Struthioniformes; Struthionidae. The record is from RefSeq and is a predicted model, not a curated record.